AUGCCGAAAGUGGGCAUUCUGACCGUGAGUGACUCGGUGAGUCAGGGCCAGUCAGUGGAUAGAUCCGGUCCCAUCCUCAAAGACCUCGUUCAAGACAACGCUGACUGGACCGUGAUGGAACAGAAGUGCCUUCCAGAUGAGAAUGAUCAGAUCCAAGCUUGUCUUUUAGCUUGGAGCUCGCCGCCUCUGGGUUUGGAUCUUAUCUUGACCACAGGAGGUACGGGCUUUGGUCCACGUGAUGUGACCCCCGAGGCCACAGAGGCGAUUCUAGAGAAGAAAGCCCCCGGUUUGGUCCACCGAAUGAUGUCACAAUCCCUAGAGGUGACACCCAUGGCCAUGUUGUCCCGUCUAAGUGCGGGCUCCCGGGGUCAAUCCUUGAUUAUCAAUUUCCCUGGGAGUCCCAAGGCUUGUCGGCAAUGCUUCAGAUUCGUCUUGCCCGCUCUUGGGCACGCCAUGGAUUUGCUGUCCGGACGAAUUGAUCAGGUUCGACAACUCCAUGGUCAAAUGCAUGGACUCGCCACAGUGUCAGGCUGUGGUCAUGCUUGCGCUAAACCUGCCAAUGGACCCCCUGAGUCUACUGGUGUGGUGGGACGACCCCGAAAGUCGCCUUAUCCCAUGAUUGAAGUGAGUCAGGCGCAGGCUUUGGUGAUGGCCAAUUGCGCGGUGCUGGAGGUGGUCGAGAGUGAUUUCAUGGAUCCCAUGGCUCAUGUUUUGGCUGAAGAUAUUCGGGCUGUGGAUGCUUUGCCACCUUUCAGGGCUUCCAUCAAGGACGGAUACGCCGUAGUCGCUUCGGAUGGGAAAGGAAAAAGAAAAGUCAUCGGCGGAAUCACGGCUGGUGCCCAAGAGGAAGCCUCCAUUUCCCCCGGGAGAUGCAUGCGAAUCAACACGGGCGCUCCUAUUCCCAAGGGAGCAGAUGCCGUGGUUCAAGUGGAAGACACAUUACUAAGCCAAGCUUCCGCAGAUGGAGAAGAAGAACUCGAGAUUGAGAUCCUUACCAUGCCGCAAAUAGGCCAAGACAUCCGUCCCAUUGGAUCGGAUAUUCAAUCCGGAUCCACAGUGUUGAACAAGUACGCCGUGCUCUCGGCCGCAGAGCGUGGCUUACUAGCCACAGUGGGCGUGACCCGCGUCCAAACGUUUCGAAAUCCCGUUGUUAGCCUCCUUUCUACCGGCAACGAGCUCCAAGAUCCCUCUGACCGUCAGCCCUUAAAACCGGGCUUCAUCCGGGAUAGCAACAAAUCGACCUUGACGGCACUUCUUCGAGAACACCGAUUCGAGUGCUUCGAUGCCGGUAUUGCCAUUGACGAUCCGGAGGUGCUGGAAGCCAAGCUCAAAUUAGCCCUAGAACACGGGGAUAUCGUGGUCACUACGGGGAGUGUGUCCAUGGGAGAUAGGGACAUCUUGCGACAAGUUUUGGUAUCCAAAUUCGGGGCCCAGAUCCAUUUCGCACGGGUGAACAUGAAGCCCGGCAAGCCAACUACGUUCGCCACCUUGGAGUAUCUGGGAAAAACCAAGCGGGUUUUAGGAUUACCCGGUAAUCCGGUUUCGGCCACAGUGACCGCUCAACUUUACCUUCUACCCGCUUGCCGUCAAAUGGCGGGUUAUUUAAAUCCGGUUCCGGCGACGGUGCGGGCUCAGUUGAGCCAGGAUUUACCCUUGGAUCCGAGACCCGAGUACCAUCGAGCCGUGAUUCGUUGGGACAGAGGUCAGGCCGUGGCCAUGGCAAGCACCACGGGCAAUCAGAUCAGUUCAAGGCUGUUGAGCUUGCAUGCGGCCAAUGCGUUGUUGAUGUUCCCCAUGAGAUCGGAGGAGCGCAACACUUUAAAGGCUGGAGAAGAGGUGGACGCCUUGAUCAUUGGACAACUCAUAGCGUAGGUUGUGAUCUCGCAACCAUUAUUUUUUUAAAGAAGUCAUCCGAAGUAGAGCUUAGAUUUGAAUAAAUUUGAUUUUAACAACCA
Messenger RNA from Tigriopus californicus, 1955 nucleotides. RefSeq names its product gephyrin-like (gene cin). The coding region runs from base 1 to 1872 and encodes 623 amino acids. Lineage: Eukaryota; Metazoa; Arthropoda; Copepoda; Harpacticoida; Harpacticidae. Gene Ontology annotation, cellular component: cytoplasm; dendrite; postsynaptic membrane. Gene Ontology annotation, molecular function: molybdopterin molybdotransferase activity. The record is from RefSeq and is a predicted model, not a curated record. The transcript is spliced from 2 exons. Gene Ontology annotation, biological process: Mo-molybdopterin cofactor biosynthetic process; postsynaptic neurotransmitter receptor diffusion trapping; molybdenum incorporation into molybdenum-molybdopterin complex.